UCUUCUACACCUCCGCGGCGCGGCUAUGGCCUGGUGUCGGCGGCCGGCAACCAGCGGCGGGGCCCGCGGUGCGCUGGCGCUGCUAGUCCUGGCGCUGAGCGCUCCUGGCGCCUGGGGCCGGGCGCUCGAGUGGUACUCGGCCCUCGUGAGCACCGCGUACGUAGACCCACAGACGAACCUGACCGUGCGGAGCGUCUCGGAAAGCGGUCGCUUCGGUGACAACUCGCCCAAGGAGAGUGCACAGGGCCUGGUGGGCGUCCCGCGCACACUGGACCGGCACCCGGACGGCUGCGCGCCCGAUACGCGCUUCCACGUGCCCGCGUCUGGCGGUCAGGCUGCUACGCCCUGGGUGGCUCUGGUGGCGCGCGGGGGCUGCACAUUCAAGGACAAAGUCUUGGUGGCGGCGCGGAGGAACGCCUCAGCCGUGGUGAUCUAUAACGAGGAGCGCUACGGAAACCUAACCGCGCCCAUGUCCCACGCGGGAACAGGAAAUAUAGUGGUAAUUAUGGUUAGCUACCUCAAAGGAAGAGAACUUUUGGAUCUGGUACAAAAAGGAAUUCCAGUAAAAAUGACCAUAAGGAUUGGCACCCGUCACGUCCAGGAGUACAUCAGCGGUCAGUCUGUGGUGUUUGUGGCCAUUGCUUUCAUCACCAUGAUGAUUAUCUCAUUAGCCUGGCUCAUAUUUUAUUACAUACAGCGUUUCCUAUAUACUGGCUCACAAUUUGGAAGUCAGAGCCAUAGAAAAGAAACUAAGAAAGUUAUUGGCCAGCUUCCACUUCAUACUGUAAAGCGUGGAGAAAAGGGAAUUGAUAUUGAUGCUGAAAAUUGUGCUGUGUGUAUUGAAAAUUUUAAAGCAAAGGAUAUUGUCAGAAUUCUACCAUGCAAGCAUAUUUUUCAUAGAACAUGCAUUGACCCAUGGCUUUUGGAUCACCGAACUUGUCCAAUGUGUAAACUUGAUGUCAUCAAAGCCCUGGGAUAUUGGGGAGAGCCUGAAGGUGGGCAGGAGAUACCUGCUCCGGAUUCUACCCCUGCAAGUGUUUCAGCCACAAACCUGAGCAUCACCUUACAAGGGGAAGACAGGAGUGAUGGGAGCAGCUUACCCUCAUCUUCUUCUGAUGAAUCUGUCCCUCAUUGCAAUGCCAGCUUUAAAGACGACGCAGGUGAAGACACAGCACUAUUGGAGAUGGGCAGGAGUGAUCUUCAGCGUGGAGGACCAGUCUCCUAG
Messenger RNA from Elephantulus edwardii (Cape elephant shrew), 1225 nucleotides. RefSeq names its product ring finger protein 149 (gene RNF149). The record is from RefSeq and is a predicted model, not a curated record. Bases 26 to 1225 code for a protein of 399 amino acids. Lineage: Eukaryota; Metazoa; Chordata; Mammalia; Macroscelidea; Macroscelididae. The transcript is spliced from 7 exons.